CGGUGUCAACUAGCGUUUCGCGCCUGUAUACGACGAAAAUCGCGCAUUUCAGCGUCUAGAUCUAUGCGAAUUUGAGGGUUCAUUCGCGGUUGAUUUACUAUUUGCAUUUAUCAUGUCGAAACGACAAAGUGGAAAUACUCUUUUGAACUAUUUCUCGAAGACACCCUCUACCCCGAAAAGUGCAAAGGUUGAGAACGGAGAUGCGGAAAAUCGCAAGGAAUCCAAGUGCGACGAUGCCGACAAAUCGGUUAUAAGCAAGCGUAAUUUUCCGAAGGAUGAGAGUUCAAGCGAAGAGGAGGUUGAGUUGUUUAAAUUCAAUUUAAAGAAACGUCGCAGGAUUCAGAGCAAUUCGGAUUCGGAUUCAGAGAAAGAAAAGAAAGUGCUCAAGGUUGAAAAGGUCGCGCCUGCAACCCCAAAAACCCCAAAAGCAAAAGUGAAGGACAUUUCCGAGACUGAAAAAGAAGCAAUCACUGGAGAUGAUGUGAAUUACGCCCACACCAGAUUGGAAUUCCUAAAACCGGAAAAUAUUAAAGAUGCUAAAGGACGGCGACCCACUGAUCCGAACUAUGAUCGCCGCACACUCUACGUACCCGAAAAAUUCCUUUCAACACUAUCACCUGGUGUUAGACAGUGGUGGGAUUUGAAAUCACAUAAUUUCGAUUGCGUUCUAUUCUUCAAAGUCGGCAAGUUCUACGAAUUGUACCAUAUGGACGCAGACAUUGCCGUGAAAGAACUUGAAUGCACUUAUAUGAGAGGGGAUUUUGCACAUUCCGGAUUUCCUGAAAUUUCCUAUGAAAAGAUGGCAACGAAACUUGUGGAACGUGGAUAUAAGGUUGCAAGAGUCGAACAAACAGAAACUCCUGAUAUGAUGGCGCAAAGAUGUAAAACCCAACGUCAAGUAACUAAAUUUGAUCGAGUUGUUAAACGGGAAAUUUGUCAGAUUACGAAUCGUGGAACGCAAGUUCCUGGAGUGCAAACAUCUUUCGAAGGGGAUCAUAAACCCAAUUAUAUGCUGGCCAUAAUUGAAAAGGUGGAAGAAACCGGUAGGACAUACGGAGUUUGUUUCAUUGAUACAGCCAUCGGAGAGUUCACAAUGGGCCAGUUUUCAGACGAUAAAAAUGCCUCUCGGCUUCGCACUCUUAUCUCCCAUAACUCACCUGCAUUGAUACUGUAUGGAAAGGAUAAAAUUUCAAAUGAAACGCAGCAUAUUAUUAAAACUGUUCUUUGUAAUGCUAUUAAGGAAAUGGUUCCAAAUACUCCGUACAUUUGGGAUGCCGAAAAAGCAUUUUCGAACUUAGUAGAAAAGUAUUUUGCAAACAACGAAGAUGCUAAGCUCCCGGAAACGAUAAAAGAAAUCAAAGACGAAGAUGGAUUAAAAUCGAAAAAAGUAUAUGAACUUUGUGUGAAUGCAUUAGGAGCUUGCAUUUGGUACAUGCAACAAUGCCUAAUUGAUCAGCGAGUUUUAUCAAUGGCUUCCUUUAAAAUCUACACACCUCCUGAUGUCCGCAUAACUACUACAGAAGAUGACAUCAAACCAGUAGUAGAUCAUAGACGUUAUAUGGUUUUAGAUGCAAUUACCUUAUCAAAUCUGCGUUUGAUUGGAGGAGAGCUAUCGUUGUUGAAUACCUUGGAUCAAUGUUGCACCAAAUUUGGCAAACGAUUACUUCACUUUUGGGUAUGUUGUCCCAGUUACAGUGUCAAUGAAAUUAAAAGAAGACAAGAGGCUAUUUCUGAAUUUAUUUCGAAAAAUAACAAAGCGGACGAAAUUCGCAGUUUUCUCAGCACACUUUCAGAUUUUGAAAAACAAUUGUCUCAAAUCCAUGGGUUUGGAGCUCGGCCUAGAAACUCGGAUCAUCCAGAUAGUCGAGCUGUACUUUUUGAGGAGAAAAUUUAUAACACGAAGAAAAUUCAGAACUUCAUUGGGUUACUUCGAGGCUUUGAAAGUUUGGUAGAUAUUCCUGAGAAAUUUUCUGAGUUUCAGUCGAGCAAACUCAUAAGAAAGCUAUCUCAACUUGCACCAGAAGGAGAAUACCCCGACUUAAAACCUCUAUUGGAGUUCUUCGAAAAUGCUUUUGAUCACAAAGAAGCACUAGAACAGGGUAUUAUUGCACCUGAAAAAGGAGUGGAUGUGGAGUUUGAUUCAGUUGAAGAAAAGAUUGAAAAUCUGAAAACCGAAAUGCAAGAGUAUCUUUCAGAACAAAAAGCUUACUUUGGAUGUGAAGUUAAAUAUUUUGGGAAUGACAAAAAACGUUUUCAACUCGAAAUUCCCGAGAAUAAGACUAAAAAGGCUACUUCCGAAUAUUUUUUGGAAGGCCAGAAGAAGGGGACACAUCCUGUACGACGUUAUAAUACAGCAGAAACUAAGGAUUUCUUAAAACGAAUGAUGCAAUUGGAAGACGAAAGAAAUAAAGUAUUAAAAGAGAUAGCAGGUCGCAUUUUUAAGCAGUUCUCUAGUCAUUACGCUGUGUGGAAAAAAUGCUUAGAUUGCAUAGCGGAACUAGAUGUAUUGCUAUCUUUGGCAGCAUUCACUAAAAACCAACAAGUGGUUUGCGUUCCCGAGGUUUACGAUAAUUCUGAAUCACCAUUUAUUGAAAUUGAAGAAGGAUGUCAUCCAUGCGUGGCUACAGCUGAUGACUUCAUUCCUAAUGACAUUACAAUUGGUGGGGAGUCAACAGGCUCACUGUUCCUGCUAACUGGUCCGAAUAUGGGCGGAAAGAGCACCUUGAUGCGACAAGUCGGAUUGAUUUCAGUAUUAGCACAAAUGGGUGCCCAUGUUCCUGCAAGAAGCUGUAGAAUGUCCUUAAUUGACCGAAUUUUCACUAGAUUGGGAGCACAGGAUGAUAUUUUAGCAGGACACAGUACAUUUUUGGUUGAACUGAAUGAAACAUCAUCAAUCAUCAAAGAUGCUACUAAAAAAAGUCUAGUUUUGCUGGAUGAAUUAGGUAGAGGCACAGCCACGUAUGAUGGAACGGCCAUAGCGGUUGCAGUGGCAAACUUUUUGGCUGAUUUAGGUUGCCGGUCCAUAUUUUCUACUCAUUAUCACAAUCUUAUACAUUACUUCCAAGACGAUAAACGUGUGACAUUGGGACAUAUGUCAUGCAUGGUGGAGAAUGAGGAUGAUGAAGAUCCCACCCAAGAAUCGGUGACAUUCCUCUAUAAGUUAGCCCCAGGUGCUUGCCCGAAAUCGUAUGGAUUCAAUGCUGCCAAAUUGGCAGGAAUGCCAAACGAAAUUACAAAGAGAGCUUCAAACAUUUCCAAAACAUUUAUGGAGCACUCAAUAAGAAAAAAAUUAUUUGCGAAAAUUCUUUGUAAAUCGAGCGUACCUAUGAUAAGGCAACUGAUCAAAUCACAAUAUUGAAGAAAAUAAGAUUUUUUCGUUUCGUUAUUGUUCUGUUAAUUACCUAUUAAAAUUAUGAAUAUUCGAAUACACACAAUUAUUAUUGAAUUGCAAAAACAUUGAUAUUACUUUUCCAAUGGAAAA
Messenger RNA from Hermetia illucens (black soldier fly), 3481 nucleotides. RefSeq names its product probable DNA mismatch repair protein Msh6 (gene Msh6). Gene Ontology annotation, biological process: mismatch repair. Lineage: Eukaryota; Metazoa; Arthropoda; Insecta; Diptera; Stratiomyidae. The transcript has 15 exons. The record is from RefSeq and is a predicted model, not a curated record. Gene Ontology annotation, cellular component: MutSalpha complex; nucleus. Bases 113 to 3358 code for a protein of 1081 amino acids. Gene Ontology annotation, molecular function: mismatched DNA binding; ATP-dependent DNA damage sensor activity; ATP binding.